Molecule: messenger RNA, 1568 nt
Organism: Capsella rubella
Lineage: Eukaryota; Viridiplantae; Streptophyta; Magnoliopsida; Brassicales; Brassicaceae
Product: cytochrome P450 85A1
Exons: 9
Coding region: 71-1468 (465 amino acids)
Biological process (GO): sterol metabolic process
Molecular function (GO): heme binding; oxidoreductase activity, acting on paired donors, with incorporation or reduction of molecular oxygen; iron ion binding
Source: RefSeq, a predicted model, not a curated record
UCUCUCUCUCUUUCUCUCACUCUAUCCCUCCCUACUCUGUUUCAAAACAGAGCACACAGAACAUAGUGAGAUGGGAACAAUGAUGGUGAUGAUGGGUCUUCUUGUUAUCCUCGUCUCUCUCUGUUCUGCUCUUCUCCGAUGGAAUCAGAUGCGAUAUACCAAGAAUGGUCUCCCUCCUGGAACCAUGGGCUGGCCAAUCUUUGGUGAAACCACCGAGUUCCUCAAACAAGGCCCUAACUUCAUGAGAAACCAAAGACUCCGAUAUGGGAGUUUCUUCAAGUCUCAUCUUCUUGGUUGUCCAACGUUAAUCUCAAUGGACUCAGAAGUAAACAGAUACAUUUUAAAGAACGAAUCAAAAGGUUUGGUUCCUGGUUACCCACAAUCUAUGCUUGAUAUUCUUGGGACUUGUAACAUGGCUGCGGUUCACGGUUCGAGCCACCGGCUUAUGAGAGGCUCGCUUCUUUCUCUUAUAAGCUCGACCAUGAUGAGAGAUCACAUCUUGCCUAAGGUCGAUCACUUCAUGAGAAGCUAUCUUGGUCAGUGGAAUGAGAUUGAAGAUAUUGAUAUCCAAGAUAAAACCAAACAUAUGGCAUUUUUAUCUUCACUGACACAAAUAGCUGAAAAUUUAAGAAAACCAUUCGUUGAAGAGUUCAAAACUGAGUUCUUCAAGCUUGUUGUUGGAACUUUAUCGGUUCCAAUCGAUCUCCCCGGCACGAAUUAUCGUUGCGGAAUCCAAGCAAGAAAGAACAUUGAUAGGUUGCUGAGAGAGCUGAUGCAAGAACGCAGAGAUUCUGGAGAAACUUUCACAGAUAUGUUAGGUUACUUGAUGAAGAAGGAAGAUAACCGAUACCCGUUAACCGAUGAAGAAAUAAGAGACCAAGUCGUCACGAUUUUGUAUUCGGGUUACGAAACUGUUUCAACGACUUCUAUGAUGGCUCUUAAGUACCUUCAUGAUCACCCUAAAGCUCUCCAAGAACUCAGAACAGAGCAUAUGGCUUUAAGGGAAAGAAAACGACCAGACGAACCACUCGGUCUUGAGGAUGUGAAGUCAAUGAAGUUCACUCGAGCUGUUAUUUUUGAGACAUCAAGAUUAGCAACGAUCGUUAAUGGGGUCCUAAGGAAAACUACUCGUGACUUGGAAAUCAAUGGUUAUUUAAUCCCUAAAGGAUGGAGAAUUUAUGUGUACACGAGGGAGAUUAACUAUGAUGCAAAUCUUUAUGAAGACCCAUUGAUCUUUAAUCCAUGGAGAUGGAUGAAGAAGAGCUUGGAGUCACAAAACUCAUGCUUUGUGUUUGGUGGAGGUACAAGGCUUUGUCCUGGUAAGGAACUAGGGAUUGUCGAGAUCUCGAGCUUCCUCCAUUACUUUGUUACAAGAUACAAAUGGGAGGAAGUAGGAGGGGAUGAAUUAUUGGUAUUUCCAAGAGUUUUUGCACCAAAAGGCUUCCACCUUAAGAUUUCACCCUACUAAUUUUAUAACAUUUUUAUAUGUAAAUAACCCCUAGAAAAAUAAUUAUAGAAGAAGCAUAUGAAGACAUAAGAAGAUAUUCUAUAUUCGUUUUGCUCUAUAU